Molecule: messenger RNA, 1107 nt
Organism: Erigeron canadensis
Lineage: Eukaryota; Viridiplantae; Streptophyta; Magnoliopsida; Asterales; Asteraceae
Exons: 2
Coding region: 1-1107 (368 amino acids)
Source: RefSeq, a predicted model, not a curated record
AUGAACAACCAGUUUCAUUCAAGUUUAUCAACGUACACGAGACCCGAUUUGUUUCCUACUGGAGACGAUGAUGAAGAGCUUUUUGGCAUCAUGGCCGAAUGUGUUGAUUUGCUUGAACAAGGUGAAUCAUCAAGACCAUACAUACCCCGUAUGGUCGUCGAAAGAGAUCGAUAUAGUGCUGACGAGCGACUAAUGACAGCUUACUUUAACGAAAACCCAGAGUAUUCGUUGAAGAGCUUUAAGCGACGAUUCCGAAUGUCUAGACCUAUGUUCAUGCGCAUUGUGAACGACAUAAUAGCAUACCCAUCUCGCAAUCCAGGUCCUGUGCCUUUGCAUUUUAAAAGAAUGCAAGACAAGCAGCUUGAUACCCGAGGAAAGCCUGGUUUCAGCACCAUCCAAAAGUGUGUAUGCGCCAUAAGUCAAUUGGCGUAUGGCUACAAUCCCGACUCGCUUGACGAGUAUCUACAGAUGGGUGAAGAAACAACAAGGUGUUAUCUAGACUAUUAUUGUAAGUGUGCGUUCGAACUUUACAGGGAUGAAUACUUGCGUAGACCAACACCGGAGGACAUACAACGCUUGUACGCUCGACAUGAAGAGCUUCAUGGCUUCCCAGGCAUGCUUGGAAGCAUUGAUUGCAUGCACUGGCCUUGGAAGAACUGUCCCAAGGCAUGGCAAGGUCAGUUUACGCGUGGUGAUCACGGUCAUCUAACCAUCAUGAUUGAAGCAGUAGCUUCAUACGAUAGAUGGAUCUGGGAAAUCAUUGAAGAUCGUGCACCUGAUAACUCGUUCACUGUUAAUGGCACCCACUAUAAAAAGGGUUACUAUCUCGCAGACAGCAUUUAUCCCGAAUGGUCGACUUUUGUAAAGUCGUAUUCAUGCCCUCAAGAUGAGAAGCGGAAGAAAUUUAAAAAGUUUCAAGAAAGUGCCCGGAAGGAUGUCGAGCGUGCCUUUGGAGGGCUUCAAAACUCAUGGCACAUUCUAACCCAACUAGCAAGAUCAAAAAGCGUGAAUCGGAUCACUCGAACAAUGUACGCCUGUGUUAUAUUGCAUAACAUGAAGGUUGAAGACGCAGGGUAUGCCAUAACUCGAGGAUGGAGACGACAUUGA